AUGGCGGUCUUGCCGUGUGUCUUAUUUUCGGCCGCUGACGUUUCAGAUGCGAAAGAUCUCAUCAAACAGUUGCUUGACAUUCCAGAAUUAGUUGACAAUUCUGAUCAAGAUUUUCCACAAUAUGAAUGGAAAGUAGAUACAAAAUAUUAUACUGCCCAAGUUGGCCUCUGUGCAGUUUCUGAUCAAAGUGCAAAUCUAUGCCGAGAAUCACCAGAAUCAAUUCAAUCUCUCAUCCUUUACUUUGAUGCCGAGGAGGAAAAGAGUUUCCAAUUUUUCGACAAAUGGCUCCCUUUCCUUGCUGAGCACAAACCAGAAGUCUUAAUUGCAGUCUGUCGACAUUGUUCCGAUUUUACAGCUAUUCCAAGGAUGACUAUUCUCAAUUGGUGCAUAGAAAAUGGAUUUGAGUUAGUGGAAUUGAAACCUGACCUCAGUGAUGAAGAAGAGGAAGAAGAUGAUUUUCCUGAAACUGUGGGUGUAGCCAGAAUUAUUCAAGCUCUACAUGCACACACUUGGCCAAAUUUGGUUAUGAAGAAAGAUGGACCAUCUUUUUGCCAAUCUUAUUUGAGUGAGCUGAUGGCCGAAGAUGUUGCUUUGCCUCCAUCAACCACUGAUGGCAUUGUUAACAAUGAACACAAUCAAGAUAUUUGCUUGAAACGAACUUCCGACAGCACAACUAUAGCCAGUUGCCCUGAUACAUCUGAAGAGCCAACCGUCUCCCUUAGAGGUGAAAGUAACAAUGUCUGCACAAGUACUAACAACUACACAAAGACGGACGACCAGUCAUCCUGUAAUCAAACUAAGCCAGAUAAUAUUUUCUGUGAAGAAGACCUGUCAAUGUUUGCUGCACUGGGAUCUGAAGAUGCUGAUCAGGGUUCAUUUGAGGUUCUUUUUGAAAAAUUACAAGUUAUGAAAGAAAAAGCACAGUACCUACCACAUAAUCAAAGGAAACAGUAUGCAGAAAAGAUGGCUGUUUCCUUCUGGAAGGCAAUUGGUGGAGAUGCUGAUGAAAUUGAUGGACUCUCUGACACAGAUGAAGAAUCUUAA
This is a messenger RNA of Acanthosepion pharaonis, 1044 nucleotides long. The record is from the annotation of a GenBank genome assembly. Lineage: Eukaryota; Metazoa; Mollusca; Cephalopoda; Sepiida; Sepiidae.